Messenger RNA from Lolium rigidum, 1012 nucleotides. Its product is annotated as putative F-box protein PP2-B12. The transcript is spliced from 3 exons. The coding region runs from base 1 to 933 and encodes 310 amino acids. Lineage: Eukaryota; Viridiplantae; Streptophyta; Magnoliopsida; Poales; Poaceae. Gene Ontology annotation, molecular function: protein binding. The record is from RefSeq and is a predicted model, not a curated record.
AUGGAGGAGAAGGCGUUCGGUGGCCCAAGCUUAAGGGCAAAUGCCACGAAGCAAGCACGGACGCAGAAGAACCAAGAGGUUUGCGGUGCCCAAAUAGAGCAUAUCCCGGAGGAAUGCUUGGCGAACGCCAUCAGCCUAUCAUCUCCGGCCGACGCCUGCCGCGCCGCCGCAGUAUGCACUGCUUUCCGGUUGGCAGCAGACUCGGACGCCGUGUGGGAGCGCUUCUUGCCGCCAGACUACAAUGCUUUCCUUGACCGUGCCGUCCACGCCGUGGAUUUCAACUCGAAGAAAGAGCUGUUUCUUGACCUCUGCCAAGAGCACAUCCUGCUUGAUGAUGGGAGAAUAAGCUUUGGGCUCCAUAGAUCGAAUGGCGCCAAGUGCUACAUGUUGUCCGUGAGAGAGCUCGGAAUUGCUUGGUUUGGAACAACGCUUUAUUGGAGAGAAAGGCAGGAUCCAGAAUCAAGGUUCCCCACUAUUGCUGAGCUUCUGCGUGUCUGCUGGUUCAACAUCGAAGUCUACAUCGUCAACAUGUUCUCUCCCAAUACCCACUACGCGGCCUACCUCGUCUACAAGCUGACUCAUAACGCGUCCGGCCUCAGCUCUCCACGGCAGAAAUCGUAUGCCAACGUUAACGGGCAACUGGUGGGGAGCAUCCACAGGGUGUCCCUCCAUCCCUGCAACCGCAGGUCCUGUGUCGACAAUAUGACUACUGGUGCAGACCUGCACGAGCACGAGGAGGAAGAAGCUGGCGGGUGCGUCGUGAGGUACCCGCGGACACGGAUGGACGACGAUUGGAUGGAGCUGGAGUUGUGCGACUUCUACAUAGACGAGGCCCUGGCUAUAGGGGUUCAAAUUAUACUGCAGGAGUUGGAGGAACUGCAGUGGAAGAGUGGGCUCAUCGUUGAAGGAAUCGAGCUAAGGCCUAAAAGUUAACGGGAUCAAUCUCCAAAUCUCUAUAUGUAAUUGUCUUCAAAGAUACUUUGUAUUUUCGAAUAAGAUCAGACUGUAAUGU